AUUUGCUAUAACUGACCUUAAAAUGUGCCACAUUGACUAUUUUAAAACGUUUUUAUUUCUUUCACUUCUAGUCAGUUGCAUAAUCAGUGCAAUCAGUGCUAAAAAAGGUUUGAUACCAUGUGAAACUGAUGAAGAUUGUCCUCAAUUACAAAAUUCUACAUGUGAUAAAAGUUUCGGAGUUUGUCAAUGCAAUGGUACUAGAAUGUGUAAUAUUAAAAAAACUAAAGUUGUAACAAAAAUUGGCGGAGAGUGUCAAAGUACGGAAGAUUGCAACAUAGACUCAGCUGAAUGUAUAAAUUCGAAAUGUGAUUGCAAAAAGGAAUAUGUGAAGUCCACUGACGGCAAAAAGUGUUUAUUGGUAUCCGAGGGAAUUAACGGAAAAUGUGAAGACAGCGUUCAAUGCUACACAAAGACACCGAAUACCGUGUGUACAGACAAUAAAUGUGUUUGCGAGGGUAUGCAUGAAUAUGAAGGAAAGUGUUACAAAAGUGUUGAUCUAGGUCAAGCUUGCGAGUCGAAUCCAGAAUGUAUUAACAAAUUUUCAAGUUGCAAAAAUUCGGUAUGCACCUGUAACGAUAAAUAUGUUGCAAGCUUAAAAAACGAGUCAACAUGUCUUCUAAAAGCAGAAAAUAAUAACAGUCCUUGUGUAGAUGAUAUACAGUGCACAUCAACCCUUGGCAAAUCUUCCCAAUGUGAGGACAGUGUUUGUAAAUGUAAAACCUUUUUCCAUUAUAAGGAGAAAUUAAAUAAAUGUGUAGAAAAUAUUCAACUGGGAAACCACUGCGUAAUUCAUAGUGAAUGCCAUGAUCCCUACCCAGAAAAGGAAAAUAGACUAGAAUGUGUUGCUGGAGUGUGUGAGUGCAGAUCAUCUUUUACAGAGCAGGAUGGAAUAUGUGUUGAAAACAGCAGCACUCGGGUAGCGUCAGCUAUCUUUAUAUUGAUAAGUAUUUAUACAACAUUAACAAUUUUUAACUGAAAAAUUUUCCACAAUGUGCUAUAUAGAUUUUAUUGUUAUUACCAAUAGUAUUACUACAAGAAACAAAUCUAACAUUAUCUUCUGUAAAUUUAUUUAUUUAUAUAAAAUGUAUUGGUGAUAUUU
Diabrotica balteata is the source of this 1099-nucleotide messenger RNA. NCBI's taxonomy places the organism in Eukaryota, Metazoa, Arthropoda, Insecta, Coleoptera, Chrysomelidae. The record is from the annotation of a GenBank genome assembly.